Euleptes europaea (tarantolino) is the source of this 1468-nucleotide messenger RNA. It is a transcript of the gene GSS, whose product is annotated as glutathione synthetase. Gene Ontology annotation, biological process: glutathione biosynthetic process. The transcript has 12 exons. Gene Ontology annotation, molecular function: glutathione binding; ATP binding; glutathione synthase activity. The coding region runs from base 28 to 1452 and encodes 474 amino acids. Gene Ontology annotation, cellular component: cytosol. The record is from RefSeq and is a predicted model, not a curated record. NCBI's taxonomy places the organism in Eukaryota, Metazoa, Chordata, Lepidosauria, Squamata, Sphaerodactylidae.
GUAGAGACUGCUUCCUUAGCCUUUGCAAUGACUGCUCUUUGGGAAGAUAUUUUACAUAAUGACCAGCUCAUUCAGUACGUGGCCCCAAUUGCAGUGGAUGCAGCACUACUUGAAGGAGUUCUAAUGAGGACCAAAGAUGACCCCAAUGCAUCUGAUGUUGUGAAUUAUGCUCCCUUUACACUACUCCCAUCUGUAGUAUCAAGCUGCCUUCUUGAGCAAGCCUAUUCAGUACAGCAAGAUUUUAACCUGCUUGUGAAUGAAGUUAGCCAAAAUACAGAAUUCCUGGAGUCCACUCUUGCCAGUACUGUCAAAGCGGAUGACUUUACAGCUCAACUUUUUAAAAUCUACAGGCAGGUUUUGAAAGAAGGAGUUACUCAGUCAGUGGUUUUAGGAAUCAAUCGCUCUGACUACAUGUUUGAUCAUGGCACAGAUAGCAUUCCAGCUCUAAAGCAAGUAGAAAUCAAUACCAUUGCUGCCAGCUUUGGAGGACUCACAUCACGGACCACUGCAGUUCAUCGUCACGUGUUGAAUGUUUUGGGGAAGUCCAAGGAAGCUUCAAAACUAUUGACCAAUAAUCCAUCCAAAGGGAUUUCCAUGGGCAUUGCAAAAGCUUGGGAACUCUAUGGUUCAGACAGGGCAGUGGUAAUGUUCUUGGUUGAAGAAACUCAGAGGAAUAUUUUUGACCAACGCUGUGUAGAAAGUGAGCUGUGGAAGAGGAAUAUACGGGUGAUCCGGAGGAGAUUUAAAGAUGUGUUUGAAAAGGCAACUUUGGAUAAUGACAAAAGGUUACAUAUAGAUGGGGAGGAAGUUGCAGUGGUGUACUAUAGAGAAGGUUAUGUGCCAAAGAGUUAUAAUAAACAGAACUGGGAAGCACGGUUGUUGCUGGAAAGGUCCAGGGCAGUGAAGUGCCCCGAUAUUGCCACACAGCUUGCCGGAACAAAAAAAGUGCAGCAGGAGCUGAGCCGACCUGGAGUACUAGAAAGGCUGUUGCCCGAUAAGCCUGAAGCAGUGGCUCGAAUAAGAGCAACCUUCACUGGCCUCUACUCUCUGGAAAUGGAUGAAGAAGGUGAUAAGAUGGUUGCCAUGGCCAUAGUUGAUCCAGAGCGGUUUGUUUUAAAACCUCAGCGGGAGGGAGGAGGAAACAAUCUCUAUGGUGCUGAGCUCAAACAAGUUCUAGAGAAGAUUAAAGACAGUGCUGAGAGGACCUCUUACAUUCUCAUGGACAAGAUAAAGCCUCUUCCUGCACUGAAUUAUUUACUGCGGGCUCACAGUCCACUGAAACUAUCAGAAUGCGUAUCUGAAUUGGGCAUCUUUGGUGUCUACAUACGGCAAGGUCAGGAUCUCAUAAUGAACAACCAUGCUGGUCAUCUCUUGCGAACAAAAGCUGUAGAACAUGCAGAUGGUGGAGUAGCAGCUGGAGUAGCUGUUCUAGAUACCCCCUAUGUGAUAUGAAAGUGCAAUAACCUCA